Molecule: messenger RNA, 2434 nt
Organism: Carassius carassius (crucian carp)
Lineage: Eukaryota; Metazoa; Chordata; Actinopteri; Cypriniformes; Cyprinidae
Product: polyribonucleotide nucleotidyltransferase 1, mitochondrial
Exons: 28
Coding region: 90-2393 (767 amino acids)
Biological process (GO): mitochondrial mRNA catabolic process; mitochondrial RNA 3'-end processing
Cellular component (GO): mitochondrion; cytosol
Molecular function (GO): 3'-5'-RNA exonuclease activity; RNA binding; polyribonucleotide nucleotidyltransferase activity
Source: RefSeq, a predicted model, not a curated record
UGCUGUAGCUGCGCUCUCAUACUGUCAUGGCGGCCCAGUGUCCGCUGCAUGUGUGUGUGAGUGUGUUGUGAUGUUCGCUGUGUGUUAGGAUGAGAGGGAUGAUGAUGAUGAAGAUGACGAUGAUGAGGAGGUGGGGGAUGAAGGCUCGGCUCGCGGCUGUCAGAUGCUUUCACGAGCGGACAGUGGCAGUGAGUUUAGCGGACAGGAGGAUGGAGAUCUCCACAGGAAAACUGGCCCGCUUCGCUGAUGGCUGUGCGGUGGUCAAGCUGGGUGAGACGUCAGUGAUGGUGACCGCGGUCAGUAAGACCAAACCGGCCGCUGCUCAGUUCAUGCCACUCGUGGUGGAUUACAGACAGAAAGCAGCGGCUGCAGGACGAAUCCCCACCAACUACCUGAGACGAGAACUGGGCACCACAGACUCCGAGAUCCUGACCAGCCGGCUGAUCGAUCGCUCCAUCAGGCCGCUGUUUCCCGCCGGAUACUUCUACGACACACAGGUGCUGUGUAAUAUCCUUGCUGCAGAUGGAGUCAAUGACCCUGAUGUUCUGGCCAUCAAUGGAGCGUCUGCGGCUCUGGCUCUGUCUGAUAUCCCCUGGAACGGACCCAUCGGAGCGGUGCGUGUGGGUCUCGUGGACGGGGAGUUCCUCAUUAACCCCACGCGCUCUGAGAUGAGCGGCAGCAAACUGAACCUGGUGAUCGCCGGAGCCCCGUCCAGUCACGUGGUGAUGAUGGAGGCGGCGGCGGAGAACGUCCUGCAGCAGGACUUCAGUCAUGCGGUGAAGCUCGGAGUCAAGCACACGCAGCAGAUCAUCCAGGUACUUCAGCGGAUGAGCAGAGAGAUGAAGAUCAGCAAACGCUCCCCUGUCAGACUCUUCACCGCCGCUGCUGAGAUGCUGGACUACACACGCCAGCUGGCGUCUGAUAAGAUCUACGCUGUAUUUACAGACUUCACACACGACAAGAUCUCGAGAGACGAGGCGAUUAAUAAGAUCCGUCUGGAGGCAGAGGAGCGCAUCAGAGAGCGCUUCCCUCAGUCCGAAUCGUUCGAGGUGGUGGAGGCCUUCAACAGCGUCUCCAGAGAGGUCUUCAGGAACCUGGUUCUCGAUGAAUACAGACGCUGUGACGGCAGAGAUCUGACGUCUCUGCGCAGUAUUUCCUGUGAGGUGGACGUGUUCAAGCCGCUCCACGGCUCGGCUCUGUUUCAGAGGGGUCAGACACAGGUGCUGUGCUCCGUCACCUUCGACUCGCUGGAGUCCAGCAUGAAGACAGACGUGAUCACCACCGCGCUCAGUGGAGUCAAAGACAAGAACUUCAUGCUGCACUAUGAGUUUCCACCGUAUGCCACCAAUGAGAUCGGGAAGGUGGGAGGAAUCAACCGGCGAGAGCUGGGUCACGGGGCGCUGGCGGAGAAGGCGCUGAGGCCCGUGGUUCCUCCAGAUUUCCCCUUCACCAUCCGUGUCACGUCUGAGGUGCUGGAGUCCAACGGAUCGUCCUCCAUGGCCUCGGUGUGCGGCGGCAGUCUGGCGCUCAUGGACGCAGGUGUGCCCAUCUCCUCAGCUGUGGCCGGAGUCGCCAUCGGCCUCAUAUCUAAAGCCCACCCUGAGAAAGCGUCAGAGAUCCAGGACUACAGACUCCUGACUGAUAUCCUGGGAAUAGAGGACUACAACGGAGACAUGGACUUCAAGAUGGCAGGCAGCAGUAAAGGGAUCACGGCUCUGCAGGCUGAUGUUAAAGUCCAGGGGCUUCCUCUGAAGAUCGUGAUGGAGGCCAUACAGCAGGCCACAGUGGCCAAACGGGAGAUUUUAGGCAUCAUGAACAAGGUCAUCUCUAAAGCCAGGAGCUCCAGGAAAGAGAACGGCCCGCUCGUUGAGAACAUCAAAGUGCCUCUAUCUAGAAGAGCUCUGUUCGUGGGUCCAGGAGGAUUCAAUCUGCGCAGACUGCAGGCUCAGACAGGUGUGACCAUCUCUCAGGUGGACGAGGAGACGUUCUCUGUGUUUGCUCCGACACCCGGGGCCAUGAGUGAAGCGCAGGAGUGGAUCCGAUCCGUCUGCAGAGAUGAUCAGGAGCAACAGCUGGAGUUCGGAGCCGUGUAUACAGCCACCAUCACAGAGAUCAGGGACAUCGGUGUGAUGGUGAAGCUCUAUCCCAACAUGAGCGCUGUGCUCCUGCACAACUCCCAGCUGGACCACAAGCGGAUCAAGCACCCCAGCGCUCUGGGACUGGAGGUCGGCCAGCAGAUCCAGGUCAAGUACUUCGGCCGUGACCCCACAGACGGCAGGAUGAGGCUGUCUCGUAAGGUGCUGCAGUCUCCAGCGGCGGCGGCGGUGAGGAGUCUGAGCGACAGACACAGCAUCUCUAUAGGAGCGUCCGGAGAGCAGAGCCCCGACUCAUAGAGCACCUCACCCUGUCUUUUAUAAUAAAUGCUAUUAUUACA